Centropristis striata (black sea bass) is the source of this 4848-nucleotide messenger RNA. It is a transcript of the gene rorca, whose product is annotated as RAR-related orphan receptor C a. Gene Ontology annotation, cellular component: nucleus. Bases 292 to 1716 code for a protein of 474 amino acids. The transcript is spliced from 10 exons. The record is from RefSeq and is a predicted model, not a curated record. Gene Ontology annotation, biological process: regulation of transcription by RNA polymerase II. NCBI's taxonomy places the organism in Eukaryota, Metazoa, Chordata, Actinopteri, Perciformes, Serranidae. Gene Ontology annotation, molecular function: nuclear receptor activity; RNA polymerase II cis-regulatory region sequence-specific DNA binding; zinc ion binding.
GGACGGAGCUGUGAGGAGACGAGGAGCUGCCGCUUUAUUACCGGAGAGGUGUUUGAUAUCAACAGCACGUCUGAGACUGCGCGGAGCGGACACAAAGUCCAUAACUACAACACAUCGUUGCUUUUAUUUAUUUUACGAUCGUGCGCGUGCAAAGAAAAGGUAGAAAAUCCUUAUGAGGAUUUGGUGUUGUGACAGUUUUCAGCUGCUCCAGUUUGGAGCGAAUAAGUGCGCGUCGCUCUCAGUGUUUCUUGACUUCGUUUCCACCUGGAGUUGUAUGUCUUCACCGUCAACAUGAGAGCUCAAAUAGAGGUAAUUCCGUGUAAAAUCUGUGGGGACAAAUCAUCAGGGAUUCACUAUGGUGUCAUCACCUGUGAAGGCUGCAAGGGUUUCUUCCGACGCAGCCAGCAGAACAAUGCUAUGUACUCCUGUUCACGACAGAGGAACUGUUUAAUUGACCGGACCAACCGAAACCGCUGUCAACACUGCAGGCUGCAGAAGUGUCUGGCUCUGGGCAUGAGCCGUGAUGCCGUCAAGUUUGGUCGAAUGUCCAAAAAGCAGCGAGACAGCCUGUAUGCAGAGGUCCAGAAGCACCAGCAGUCCCAGGAGUGUGCGGGUCUCGGUGUCCGCGAGGAGAAGAUUGACAUGGCCGACCACGGGCGCACAUACAGAAGAGGCUCCAGCGCCGCGCUCAGCGACCUGGACGACAUGACCAUGCUGCCAGAAGGCCUGCUGUUUGACCUGCCGCUGACCCCAGAGGACGCAGGUGGAGAGUACUGUAACCUGGACAUGCUUGGCGGCAGCGGAGGCAGCAGCUCAUCCUCUCAGAGUUCACCAGAACAGACCAACUUGGACUUUGUAGACGGCAACUACAAUAUCAAGCAUGAGUACCAGCUGUUGCACGACUCUGGACUCUUCUCGCAUGCUAUCCUCAACCCGCUGCCUGAGGGCUGCUCCCUGCUUGAGAUAGAGCGUAUAACUCAGAGUGUGCUGAAGUCCCAUAUUGAGACGAGUCAAUACAGCGCAGAGGAGCUGAAGAGAAUGGCGUGGACCUUAUACAGCCCAGAAGAGACGCGCUCAUACCAGACCAAGACAGCUGAGGUGAUGUGGCAACAAUGUGCCAUUCACAUCACCAAUGCAAUCCAGUAUGUGGUAGAGUUUGCCAAGCGCAUCACUGGAUUUAUGGACCUCUGUCAGAACGAUCAGAUCAUCCUCCUCAAAGCAGGUUGCAUGGAUGUUCUUCUAAUCCGUAUGUGCCGGGCCUAUAACCCUAUCAAUAACACAUUGCUGUUUGAUGGAAAGUUUGCCACUGCUCAUCUCUUCAAAGCACUUGGCUGUGACGAUCUUGUGAAUGCAGUGUUUGACUUAGCCAAAAGCCUGAGCCGUAUACAGAUGUCUGAGGAAGAGAUGGCUCUCUUCAGUGCUGCGGUGCUGCUCUCACCUGACCGACCCUGGCUGACAGAUGUUCAAAAGAUACAGAAGUUGCAGGAGAAAGUCUACGUGGCUCUGCAGCGCUGCCUACAGAAAGAGGGAGCAUCGGAAGAGAAACUAGCAAAGAUGGUGUCUAAGCUUCCCACUAUGAAGUCCAUUUGCAACCUUCACAUCGACAAACUGGAGUUUUUCCGUCUGGUCCACCCUGAGACAGCAUAUACCUUUCCUCCUCUGUAUAGGGAGGUUUUUGGCAGUGAAAUCGCCUUCCCAGACUCCACAGAGGGCUAGCACCAUUUAGCUACAGUAGCGGGAUUCAAAUAGAGACAUUGAGGUGUAGUGAGGGGGAGAUAAAAAUGUGGCAACCAGCAGCUCAAUGACAAUCCUGCAUGCUACACUUUAGGACACACUCCUCUCACCUAUGAGCUCCCACCAUGUGGAGUAGCUCACACUGCCCUGCCAGCCAGUCCAGUCCUUCAACGUAACACUACAGGAACUGCUGCAGUGCAUGUUACCUCUUUUUUUAGGGACUUAUUAAAAAGUAGCCUACAUUAUUUGUAUUCUCAAAAAUAUUUUUCUAUGAGAAGACCUCAAACCUCUCAUCAAGCUGAAUUUGACUUUUACAGUUCUCACAGUUCCUGUAAGCUAUUGUUGAAUGUACCCCUUUUUCCCUUUACCGUUCAGCGAAGCCCUAGGCUCGAUAUAGAAUGUAUAUACUUUAAAUCCUCACCUGCUCUGUGGAGGUUUGCAGUAAUGAUGCCUGUUUCAGUUCUGAGUCUCAACAGUUUAUUAUUUCAAUCAAUGUUUUGGUAGCGCCCAUAUUUUGCAGUUUUGUAACGUAUGAACAAACUGUUCAAAGGGACCAUGAUCAAAUUCACAAACUGUGCGAAUCAGGUGCAAACCUUCAGAGUGUCUGCUACCACCAUGCACCUACAAACUCUUGUGCACAGAGCACAAAAUAUAGCACUUAUCUUUGGAGGUAUUUUACUAGCACACCCACAGACACUGAUGUAAGUGAGCUCUUUUUUUUAAUGCAAUCAGUGACCUCAGCCCUAAUACCUUUUCCCUUUGAAAAUGCCACUUUGACAGUGAGAGAAUCACAGAGGUAUUUUGAAAGUAUUUUCAGAUGCUCCUUUUAUAUAUAUACAUAUAUAAAUAAAUACCUAUAUAAUCAUGUAAGAUAAGAGUAGUCAUGAGGAGGAGGGUGAUGUGCUUGUGCUCAGGUCUCUCAAAUAGAUACUGCCUGUUCAAACUUUGAGGUUCUGGGAUGGAAACAUUAUCGUUGCUGAAACAAAAAUCUGAUGGAUAAUUAGCACUUAUGAGUCCUUGUUAGAAUCCAAACUCUUGGCACAAGAUUUUACGGGUUCACAUUCAGACUGCCAUCUGUGAAACUUAUACAAAACCAGUCGGAAAUGGUAGAUGGGCCCUCCCACUGUAGAUAAGCUGUAUGAACAAGGUGGCGGGCUGUCGACCACUGUGGGAGGGGCAUCUGGAACUGUCACCCCUCCGCAGAACAGUGCCAUCGCCCGAAAACCUCCAGCACCGUCUCAACCAGCAGAUUCAAAAGACUUUGGGAGUAAAAGAAAGAAAAUGAACUGAGAGUUUGGUGUUGAAAUGAAACGCCACGUUUCUACCUUCAUAGUCGGACGAGAGGUAAAGACAUGGACCUCUGUGUUAUUUAAGCUCCUUCGACAUCAGUCAGAGGGGAUUUACUGUCUGCGCCAACUCAACGCUUCAGGUUGAGGCAGACUGUGCUAUCGCUGAUCGGAGAAUUAGAUCCUCUGUUCCUUUUUCCCUACUCCCUUACUACCUCACCCUCUUUAAACACUACAUGGCACAGCAAAGUGUUGACAGAGCCAUCAGCUACCCCCCUGAGUUAGUAUUUUUGCUUACUUACUAGAGAGCUUCUUCGAAAAUAUAACAUUUAGUGGUAAAAUUUGAAGGCCAGUGAUGACAAAUAAAAUAUUUUUAUGCUCUUAAAGGGACAGUUCACCCCAAAAUCAAAAAUCAGUUGUUUGUUUCUCUUGUUUGUAGUGCUUGUUGUGUUUUUCUUUCGGCAAGUUGCUGAGUGUUGGAGUUACCAAAACUAGAUUGAUAAAUAGCACUACAGGUAAAAGAUGUUUUUUUUAUUUUUGGGUGAACUGUCCCUUUAAAACUGGACCGAAACAAAAAGCAAACUGAACUGCUGGAUCUCCUUAUAUGGAGGACAUCCUCACUGACUGCUUUUAUGUUAUUUGAGAGCAGUUUGUGCCUUCAGGUCCAGGAAGCCCUACUUAGAUACAGAUCUAUCUGAAGUAAAGUCUCUGGAGACACAGGGUGUGUCCAGUUAAAAACCCUUUUCUUCGAAGUAGGAGGACAUAUUGGAUUUCUGCCGCUCUACCAUUAUCCUAAAGAAGCUUCUAGAAAGAAUAGUUGCAAUUGAUGCUGUUUUUAUCCUAAGCAUUUGAAGACAAUCAUACGACAUAUGUUGGAUGUUUUACUUAAUAUGUCCGCCUGGUUUGCUUUGCACUGCUGGGACAGUGCUGUUCGCCAUACACUAUCUCACUAUAGUAUGAAGGGGUAUUACCCUUUUUGCUGGGUACGUACUGUCAGACAGUGGCAUGGUGGGAUUGUGCAAUAAUGUCUCUCCCAUUGUUUCAGUAUGUUGGGCCUUUGUUGCCAUGCAUUACGGUUAUUAUUUUCAGAAGCACUCCAGCACAGUUAAUCUCACAGCAAGACUAAAUAAUGUUAUUUAGAAUAUAUUGUACCAAAAAUACACAGUAGCCAACCACUACACAGGUCAGCUCAGUCAGGCGACGCGACGACAGACAAGUGACACUUACAGAUUGUAACAAAGUGCAAUACUUUGUGUGUGUAGAAUGUUAGUUAUGCUGAUUUGAAAAGAUUCAGUAUACUUUAUAGUUUUUUGCAGGCCUAAAAGCUGUCCAGGGGACAGCACUUGGUGAAGAUCAGCAUUUUACAUUUCCGUUUAGAGUUACUCAGGGAGAUAGCUGGGCUCUCUGUCCUACAGUGUCUGCAGUUUGUCUAGCUAGCAAGACACCUUGCACCAACAUAGAAGACCUUAAAACCUUGAUCACUGUGUACAGUAAAUGUUUGUGUGAAUGUUUGAUUUCAGAAGUAUCAAAGAUUUUACCCCUGUCUAAUAUCAUUAUUGCAAAACUUUUUUGAGUUUGAGUUAUAGAUGAAAUAGGAUCUUUAAAAAAGUAAAUAUAGUAAAUAUAUAUAUAUAUAUAUAUAUAUAUAUAUAUAUAUAUAUAUAUAUAUAUAUAUAUAUAUAAUAUAAAAGAUGGAUUAUAAUCUCUGAAUCUUGUGUUGGUUUUGUUGUGAUCUUUUGUUUCUUAAUUUCUAUCCCUAUGUGUACUGUUUUUUUCUUAUCAGUUUAGUGUCCUUUUUGUCUUGGAGAGAUGUAAUUCUAUUUUUUUA